AUGCAGCCCCUCCACACCGUCAGGGCCUCCCACGAGGACGUGGGCGCCUACGUCCUCGACGGCUGCGUCUGCGACGGCGGCUCCUCCCUCUGCCUUUCCCUCUCCGACCACUCAAUCCGCUGCUACGACACCCACGCCGCGAGUUUUCUCUCGACGCUGCUGGGGCACACCUGCGCCAUCAAGGACGUGACGUCGUCCGCGGCGCAGCCGACGCUGCUGUACUCCGCGCAGGAGGACACGGGGGUGAUGAUUUCGGACCUGCGGCAGCGGACGCCCGCGCACUUCCUGAGCGAGUUCUGCGGGGCCGGGGCGACGGGCGGCACCGUCGGGGUGACCCCCAACGGCCAGUUUCUCGGCGUUGCCGUGAACGGCGACACCCACAUCGUGGACACGCGCAAGUGGCAGACGACGCACGUUGUAGCAAACAUGCACCUGGACGAAAUCACGCGGCUCCGCUUUCUCGACGACACGGUGUACUGCUCGGCGGGGGAGGACCAGAUGAUCAACUUCAUCGAUUCCUCCGCCGCGGUGAAGGAGAACGACAUGCUGCUGCAGGCGAUCUCCUGCGGAGAGGUCGUGACGAAGAUGACGGCGUUUCCCGAGCUCGGCGCCUUGGGACUCGUUGGCUCCUGCGAGAACGCCUACCUCUGCCCCUUUGACCUGCAGGAGCGGGAGGCGCGUUACCCGCGUCCUGACGACGCCACGUACCUUGUGGACAUGUGCGUGCUCAAUGGGCAGGUCCAACUCGUGCGCGGCGUGCGAGACGAGGAGGGAAACGCCGGGGCGCUCUCCCUCAUGAAUUGGGCCACGCGCGACGUGGUGCAACUGGCGCCUGUGCACAAGGAUAUCUGCCGCAUCGCCGUUGGCGUCGGGGACCGCCUCAUUACGGGCGGUGAAGACAGUCUUGUGGCCUUCUGGCGCACAACGGAUGCGGCGACUGCUUUACCCACGACGGCGCCCGCAGACGCCGCCGCGUUGGGGCGGGGGAUGAUGAAGGCGCGCCACCACGUGACGAGACCACUGCGGUCCAUGCCGUACGCGAAAUGA
This is a messenger RNA of Trypanosoma conorhini, 1047 nucleotides long. RefSeq lists its product as uncharacterized. Bases 1 to 1047 code for a protein of 348 amino acids. The record is from RefSeq and is a predicted model, not a curated record. Gene Ontology annotation, molecular function: protein binding. Lineage: Eukaryota; Euglenozoa; Kinetoplastea; Trypanosomatida; Trypanosomatidae. The transcript has a single exon.